AUGUCUGAGGACGACAUGGACCUCGCCGCCCAGGACGCCCAAGGCGCCGGCCGCGUCGAUCGCGACCGCCGAGCGCCGCGCUUCAGCUGGACGCCCGCCUACGAGGCCACCUUCUUCCGCAGUCUGUGCGAGAGCGUCCAGCUGGGCAUGCGGGAGAACAGCAGCUUCAAGGCCGAGGCGUGGGAACGCGCGAUGCAGGCCUUGCAAGAGCACCACGGCGCUUACCCGGCCAAGAGCCAUCUGAUCAACAAGAGCGAUAACGCUCGGAAACGCUUCCGCUUAUGGCGCGGCCUGCGAGAGGACCCGGAUUUCGUUUAUAACCCCGUGACGAGGACGGUGACGGCCACCGAGGAAGCUUGGAGAGCGCACAUCGAACGGGAGCCGCUGUCGCGAGCCUUGAGGGGGAGGCCCUUUGACCAUGAAGAAUACAUGGAGGUGCUGUAUCCGGACGUGGUUGGGUCAGGAGGGGCGCCAAAGAGGAUCAUGAAGCCACGACGAAAGACGGACGGUCAGCCUUGCGACGAAACGGAGAUGCCGGGGACGGGCGUGCUGAAUCUGCAAACCGAGCCGACGCUCCUGGUGCAAGAGCCCUCAGAGGGGCCGAGCCAACAGCCACCGCAGCCGCAGCCACCUCCGCACAAGGGCUCCCUGACUCAAGCAUCGACGGCGUCUUCGUCCGCAGCAGGCGUCCAGCCACGACCAACGACAGCACCCUCGAUACCUCGCAACCUCACUACUGGACAAGGCUCGGCUCUGACGCCCCCCGAAGAGUCGAUCCCCCAGAGCCGGAAGAGACCAUCCCCCAUGGGACGACAGUCUUCCGGUGACCUUGCUCAGUCAACAUCUGCCCCUGUCCUCGGACAAUCAGCUCUGCCGACCUCGCCGGAAAAGCGCCGCCGACUGUCGUCUCGAGAUGAAUCCAACGCCAGUAUAAGCACACCCACUCCUUUGCUGGGCUCUUCUGCUCUGUCAAGGCCCGCCCUCGAAGCUCGGUCCCGCUCCGAACCCCAAAACGCCGGGCUGCCAUCGAUAUUAGAGGAACUGUCAAAGACAAGCAGGGCUCGGAUGUGGAGAGAGGAGGCUGUCGACAUAUUGUUUCAGGAUUUCGCAAACGAGGACGCAGACCUGCAGAUCAAAAUAUCAGAGAGCAUUUUGAGCGACGAGCACAAGGCCAUGGUGUUUUGCAAGAUGCCUCCGCAGCUGAGGCAGCACUGGGUCAAAAAGCAUCGCGGCCUCGCAUGA
Messenger RNA from Trichoderma citrinoviride, 1242 nucleotides. RefSeq lists its product as hypothetical. The record is from RefSeq and is a predicted model, not a curated record. Bases 1 to 1242 code for a protein of 413 amino acids. The transcript has 2 exons. NCBI's taxonomy places the organism in Eukaryota, Fungi, Ascomycota, Sordariomycetes, Hypocreales, Hypocreaceae.